Vicia faba (fava bean) is the source of this 864-nucleotide messenger RNA. The record is from the annotation of a GenBank genome assembly. Lineage: Eukaryota; Viridiplantae; Streptophyta; Magnoliopsida; Fabales; Fabaceae.
AUGGUCCAACGGAGAGUGAAACAAAUUGGUUUGAAGAUUGUUUCACCAAAUGUUCUGGACAUGACACUUGUAGAUCUCCCAGGUAUUACAAAGGUUCCCGUUGGCGAUCAGCCUUCUGAUAUUGAAGCCCGGAUCAGAACAAUGAUCAUGUCAUAUAUCAAAGAGCCCUCAUGUCUUAUUCUAGCUGUCACACCGGCAAAUUCAGAUUUGGCUAAUUCCGAUGCUCUUCAGAUGGCAGGAGUGGCUGAUCCCGAGGGUAAUAAAACGAUCGGUGUAAUCACAAAGUUGGAUAUCAUGGACCGAGGUACUGACGCCCGAAAUUUGUUACAAGGAAAAGUUAUUCCCCUCCGACUUGGCUAUGUUGGCGUUGUAAAUCGUAGUCAGGAGGACAUUCAAAUGAACCGGAGUAUAAAAGAUGCUCUUGUUGCUGAAGAGAAAUUUUUCCGCAGCCAUCCUAAGUUAAACCAGAUUCUAGCACAACAUAUCAAAGCUGUGCUACUUGGGUUGAGAGCACAUAUAAGCAAUAACCUAGUUACUGUUGCAAAGGAGCAUGCGAGCUAUGGAGAAAUCACGGAGUCUAAGGCUGGUCAGGGUGCUCUACUCCUGAACAUUCUUUCAAAAUAUUGUGAAGCAUUCUCCUCCAUGAUUGAGGGAAAGAAUGAGGAGAUGUCCACAUCCGAGUUAUCUGGUGGGGCUCAGAUUCAUUAUAUUUUUCAAUCCAUCUUUGUCAGGAGUUUAGAGGAGGUAGAUCCAUGUGAAGGCUUGACUGAUGAUGACGUACUGCCAUACAAAACGCAACUGGGCCAAGAUCAGCAUUGUGAAGAAUUUGUAAUUGUUAGCUUCGUUGAGCCUCUAGGAAGCUAA